Messenger RNA from Podarcis lilfordi (Lilford's wall lizard), 158 nucleotides. The record is from the annotation of a GenBank genome assembly. Lineage: Eukaryota; Metazoa; Chordata; Lepidosauria; Squamata; Lacertidae.
CGCACGACUCCACAUCCAAGAGGUUUGUUAGCAAAGGAGACGUGAACUAUGAACACACUGCCCUGACAUUUCAGGCAAAAGAAACAGGAUCAUACUAUUCUCUCGGGACCAGCCGCAGACUCACGAGCGAGCCUCUUCAGUAUGAAACUCAGGUGUAA